This is a messenger RNA of Rhagoletis zephyria (snowberry fruit fly), 1678 nucleotides long. Its product is annotated as trimeric intracellular cation channel type B-B. Gene Ontology annotation, cellular component: membrane. Gene Ontology annotation, molecular function: potassium channel activity; identical protein binding. Gene Ontology annotation, biological process: potassium ion transmembrane transport. NCBI's taxonomy places the organism in Eukaryota, Metazoa, Arthropoda, Insecta, Diptera, Tephritidae. The record is from RefSeq and is a predicted model, not a curated record.
CAGCACUUGUCGCCGGACAGAGAACGUAAAUUACGUGCUUGUGUUUUUUGUGUUGCGGAUUUGGCUCGGAACGGAGAAAAUUAGCCAACAAGAUGGAUCCCGAAGCAUUCUUGGAUAUGGCCAAUCAGGUCAUAAAGCUGAAAAUGUUUCCAUACUUCGACAUCGCACACAGCCUGCUUGCUGCACUGGCUGUAAGAGAAGAUUUAGGUUCGAAUGCACAAUCGUUCUCACGGAAACAUCCACUCGCUUGCUGGCUUUCCACUAUGUUAGUCAUAUUCUCCGGAGGUAUGGUAGCUAAUGCUUUGCUCGGCGAACCUAUUCUGGCUCCUCUCAAAAACACACCGCAAUUAAUGGUUGGCACUGUUGUCUGGUACAUGAUUUUUUACACGCCCUUUGAUAUCGGCUAUAAAGUUGGCAAAUUUCUUCCCAUUAAAGUAGUGGCUAGUGCAAUGAAAGAAAUCUAUCGCGCUAAGAAAGUUUAUGAUGGAGUCUCACAUGCAGCAAAAUUGUAUCCAAACGCUUGGAUCAUAAUGAUCAUUAUUGGUACCCUAAAGGGCAAUGGUGCUGGAUUCACUAAACUUCUAGAGAGACUGAUUCGCGGUGCUUGGACACCUACAGCUAUGGAAUUCAUGCAACCUUCAUUCUAUACAAAGGCUUCAUUGCUGGCUUCGAUCAUAUUCGUUCUGGACAAAAAGACCGAUUGGAUAUCGGCACCACAUGCACUUGUGUAUUUUGGCAUUGUCAUCUUCCUUGUGUACUUUAAACUCUCUUCCAUACUUUUGGGAAUACACGAUCCUUUCCUGCCGUUUGAGAACUUGUCCUGCGCUAUUUUCUUCGGCGGAAUCUGGGAUAGCUUAGCAAAGAUAUUGGGGCGUGGUCAGGCAAAAGAAGGUGAAAAUAAGGAAAGCAAAAAGAACAACUAAGAGACUUUAUCAGUGGCUUUGUUGAAAGACGUUAAAGAUGCUGAAGCUACUCAGAUUGGAAAACUACAAAAGCAACCAAAUACAACACAGCGACCUUUUUUCGAAAAGAUGAAAUCAACACCAGUGUUUGAAUUCCUUUUAUUAUUUCAGUUUUUAGUUUAAAAAAUAAUUUAAAAUUUCCAUUAGGGAAGUGCCCUCCUAAGCAUUGUGUUCUAGUCAGAUUUAGGCCAUACCUAUACAAAUGUUUUUGCACUGAAAUGUAAAAAUGUGAACAUCAAAGUCACGCUUGUAAAUAAGCAGCAAGUGGGUGUGUUUGUUUAUUUAUGAAUGUGACUUUUGUGGACAAGCGUAUAUAAGGAUUUUAAUUCAGAGUUUAUUUAUUUUAAUAAUUUAGUUGUUGAUUGUAUUUAGUACAUUCUUAUGCCUGCGCACAUUAAAAUUGUGUCAGUAAUUGGUAGAUAUAAUAUAUGUAUAUGCAUGAACUUGUUAUACGAAAUUAGCAUAUUAGUUGUAUGCUUAGAUCAACUGUCUUGCCAUAUAAAUAUGUAUGUACGGAAGCAAGAAGAAGGGAUUUAAAAACCAAAAGGCAUAUGAAAACCUAAAUAUGAGUAUUCAAAAAUAUCGUCAUGUACAUACAAUCGAAAAAGUUAAACCAAAAAUACGCACAUCUCGAUGCUGCAUACAUUACAUACAUACAUUUAAAUUAAUUUUAUAUAAAAAAUAAAAUAAAAAAUACCUUUGAGAUACCAAAAACG